UCCAGGCUGCAGAGGGGUGGACGGCAGUCAGAACAGUAUCAUGGAACUCAGCUUUCUCUUACUCCUCACUCUCCUCAUGGGUCUCUUGGUUCUCCUGUUCAGGGGCCACCCAAAGGCCCAUGACUACCUCCCACCAGGCCCACGUCCUCUGCCCUUCCUGGGGAACCUUUUGCAGAUGAACAGAAAAGGCUUGGUCAAAUCCAUCUUGCAGCUCUGAGAGAAAUAUGGAGAUGUCUUCACUGUGUACCUGGGGCAGAAGUCCGUGGUCAUGCUGUGUGGGCCAGAGACCAUACGGGAGGCCCUGGUGGACCAAGCUGGGGCUUUCUCUGGCCGGGGGACAAUUGCUUCCACAGAGGCUAUCUUCCAGGGAUACGGUUUGAACUUUGCCAAUGGGGAACGCUGGAAUGUCCUUCGGAGAUUCACUUUGGCCACCAUGAGGGACUUUGGGAUGGGAAAGUGGAGCAUGGAGGAGCGGAUUCAGGAGGAGGCUCAGUGUCUGGUGGAGGAGCUGCGGAAAUCCCAGGGAGGCCUUGUGGACCCGUUGUUCCUCUUCCAGUCUGCCACUGCCAACAUCAUCUGCUCCAUUGUCUUUGGCAAACGCUUUGACUACAAAGACCGCCAGUUCCUGAGGCUGCUAGACCUCAUCUAUCAGUCCUUUGCACUCAUUAGCUCCUUUUCCAGCCAGAUGUUUGAGCUCUUCCCCAGCAUCCUGAAACACUUUCCUGGAAUGCACAGGGAAAUCUCCAAAGUUUCACAGGAAAUCAUCACUUUCAUUGGCCACAGUGUGGAGAAACACCAGGAAACCCUGGACCCCAGUGCUCCCAGAGACUUCAUUGAUGCCUACCUGCUCCGCAUGGAGAAAGACAAGUCUGACCCCCACACUGAGUUCCACCACAAGAACCUCGUCCUGACCUCACUUUCACUGUUCUUUGCUGGCACGGAGACCACCAGCACAACUCUCCGCUAUGGCUUCCUGUUUCUGCUCAAAUACCCCCACGUCGCAGAGAGGGUCCAUAAGGAAAUUGAACAAGUGAUUGGCUCACACCGCCAGCGAGCCUUGGAUGACCGAACCAAGAUGCCAUACACUGAGGCAGUCAUCUGUGAGAUUCAGAGAUUUGCAGAUCUGGUACCUAUUGGUUUGCCCCACGUGGUCACCAAAGACAUUCACUUCCGAGGGUUCAUCAUCCCCAAGAUGAGCCUAGCUGGGCUCCCACAUCUUUGUAACACUGAAAUAUUCCCAAUCCUGACCACUGCUCUCCAUGACCCACGUCACUUUGAAAAACCAGACACCUUCAACCCUGAUCAUUUUCUGGAUGCCAAGGAGGCACUGAAGAAGAGUGAAGCUUUUAUGCCCUUCUCCAUAGAGAGGGUCCACAAGGAAAUUGAACAGGUGAUUGGCCCACACCACCAGCCAGCCUUGGAUGACCGAACCAAGAUGCUAUACACAGAGGCAGUCAUCUGUGAGAUUCAGAAAUUUUCGGACCUCCUACCCAUUGGUGUGCCCCACAUGGUCACCAAAGACAUUCACUUGAGAGGGUUCAUCAUCCCCAAGGGAAGCGUAUUUGCCUUGGAGAAGGCAUUGCCCGUGCUGAACUGUUCCUCUUCUUCACCACCAUCCUUCAGAAUUUCUCCAUUUCCAGCCCAGUGGCUCCUGAGGACAUUGACCUCACACCCCAGGAAGUUGGUUUGGGCAGAAUACCCCCAACGUACCAGGUUCACUUUCUGCCCCACAAGGUGGAAUAAUGGAAGAGGAAUAAAGGAUUACAGGGUCAUUAAGUGCCCUAAUUCUGUAGAGAAUGACCCCUCACUUCCUGCCUCUGAGAAACCUUUUGUGAAUCAACAUCCUUCCCCCUACCUGGUUGCUACUCCAUGCAAAAGUUAUUUCUGUCAUCUUCCUUCCAUACUGUUUGUGGUUCUUCCAAACUCUAUACUGUGUUCCUUUCCCAUGUGAAUAAAGUUGCAGAGGUUAGAACUGGGUCAACAAUAA
Heterocephalus glaber (naked mole-rat) is the source of this 1987-nucleotide messenger RNA. RefSeq names its product cytochrome P450 2B4. Gene Ontology annotation, cellular component: intracellular membrane-bounded organelle; cytoplasm. The record is from RefSeq and is a predicted model, not a curated record. Gene Ontology annotation, molecular function: arachidonate epoxygenase activity; heme binding; iron ion binding. Lineage: Eukaryota; Metazoa; Chordata; Mammalia; Rodentia; Bathyergidae. Gene Ontology annotation, biological process: xenobiotic metabolic process; epoxygenase P450 pathway.